UUCAGAACACUGUGACCAGUUAUUCACUGCUCAACAGAUUGCGUUACCUAUUGCGUAAGGUAGUCGCACGCUAAAGAUAGCGUGAGCAGGCGGAAACAACUACACGGAAGUCUAGAGUGUGCUACCGAGUCUAAACAAUUUUUAACGUAAAUGUUUCCUUUGAGGCAUUAUCAAAAUGCGAAAUAUCCCAUUUAGUUUUCAAGGAAGAGUCGCGUCGAAAUCAAAAAGGCGAAAGCAAGACUUUCCCGGGGAUCAAACUCCAAAUUAUGACAUAUGAUAGUUUUGCCUGAGGGUAAAUCUAAAAUAACAAUCUUGAUUGGGAGAUGAAGAGAAUAGAAUGUGAUGUUGACAUAAACCUAAAGCCCCAGGGUUUAAAAUUUCAACUUCAGCGAAGUAAUCAAUGGGUGAACUAUGUUUGGACGUGAAGAGAAAUUUGGUUCUGUUUUGGCGGAGUGGCGGUUGAUGAGAAAAUCGAAAGGAAAUCUAAAGCGCUGACGAAUGCUACCGUUUUUAUAGAAUUAUAGCUAUGAUUUGAUCCUAUGCAGCUAUCAAAACGUGUCAUCGAUCGACCUUUUGAGAACUGAAGGCGUGAUUCGACGAGACAAUUUUGUGAAUUUAGAGGAAUCUUAACACCAGUGUAUCUGGAGCCCUAUUAGAGGAUAUAAAUCACCGAGUCGGUCAGCUUUCGACCUGUUAAGGCAUCAGCCAGUUUUUCUUCAACUACAGCGUUUGGCUCGUAGGUUCGUUCGUUGGCUCGUUUUGUAGCUUCGUCCGUUGGCUCGUUUCCACUCGUAAGAAAGAGAUGAGUUGGAUUCGAGAUCAAGGCCAUUUGUUUCGUGUUUUGGAGGAAGAGUUGAAAUGUCCGGUUUGCCUGGAGGAAUUCGAAGAACCAAAGAAUCUUUGUUGUUCCCACACAGUCUGCAAACAGUGUCUGAGUCAGAUGGUGGAACACCAUCGGCGUCAACCCUUCUUGCGUUGCCCUACCUGUAGGCGAGAAACUGAGAUCGAUUUUCCGGGGGGCAUUGACAAUCUGCCAACAAAUUACAUCGUGAUUUCUCUGAUAUCUGGGAAAAGUAAAAUCAGAGACAUCAAGGAGGUGGAGGAUCGUGUGAAUGAAUGCAAGCAGACUUUGCAAGUCAAGGAGGGAUUCCUGUCCACGAUCAUGGACAUAUCACAGAGCCUUGGUAACCGAAGGCAGCAAGUUGAAGGUGACAUUCGGCAAGCUGCAGAACGAAUUGUGCAGAUGGUAAGAGCCAGAGAGGAAGAACUUAUACAAGACCUUAAUUUGGCUGUGGCUCGACAGCAGAGAGAUUUAAGACAGCAGAAAGAAGUGAUGCAGAAUUUAAUAGCACGUGAAAAUGGAAUACUCAAUGAUGCCCUGCAACAGAUCAAUGUACUCUCCCCGAAGAUGCCUGUUGAAGCUAAAGCUUCUAUUUUAUCUCAGCUGCGAGAAAUUGAUGGUACAGAGUUGUCAAUGGACAUACCAGAAAUUGAUCCCAUUGUCUUUAUUCACAACCCAAGUGUUAGCGAAAGUGAACAACUAACUAAGCUUGGAAAACUGGAAGUCCAUUCUUCCCAUGAAGACUCAGCGAGUUCUGACGUUCACUCAAAUGAUUACUUAUCAGAUGACAUAGAAAUUCGUGCUUUUGGAACACCUGGGUGCGAGGAGGGUGAAUUCACCCUCCCGUGGGGGGUGGCCAUACGGGAUGAUGGCUGUAUCGCUGUUGCUGAUCAUGCUAACAACAGGAUUCAAGUAUUUGAUUCUCAAGGCAGUUUCCUCCAUUUUUUGACGGACGAUGAAGUGGAGAGUGUUCACCUUCCCACUGGCAUUGCUUUUGACCUUGAUCAUCACCUUGUAACCUUUGAUGAUGAAACUCACAAAAUCAAAGUAUUGGACUCUGAAGGUCGUCUGAUUAGGAGCCUGAACACCGAGGCUGAACUGGGAAACAAAGUGGAGGGAGUAUCAGUUGAUAAUGAAGGACGUAUAAUUGUCACUGACUCUUCAAAUGAACGGGUCCUUGUGUUUCAUCACAGUGGACAUCUAUGCCUUGAAUUUGGAGCAGAUGGGAGAGAAAAGCUGGGCUGGCCAUCAUCUGCAGUUUUCCAUAAAGGGCGAUUUAUUGUCUCUGACACAUUUAAUCACUGCCUCAAGGUCUACAACCGUCAUGGCGUCUACCUUCAGCAGAUUGGAAGAUCAGGAAGAGAGCCAGGGCAAUUCAUCAAGCCACGAGGACUGACUGUGGAUUCAGGAGGGAACAUACUUGUGUGCGAUUCUGGCAACUGUCGCAUCCAAGUCCUUGACUCUGAUGGAAACUUUGUAAAGAGCUUUGGAGGCUUUGGGGAGGAAGAAGAGGGAAAGUUUUGUUUGCCAUACUCCGUUGCAGUUGGAAAACAGGGAGAACUAGUUGUGUCUGACUGCAACAGUCAUCGCAUACAGAUUUUUCGAUUCCCACCUCAAGAUUAAAGCUCAAAUCCUGCUUAACGUGAACUGGCUGAUGGUGAGAUUUCAAAGUAAUGAACUGUAGUUUCAAAGAACAUUCAAAUGUUGUAAACUCUUAACCAUAAGCCCUUCAUCCUUUGCAUUUGCUCAUUUAUCUUUGCAUUUGGAGAAAAGAAUAAUUGAACUUUGAAUCAGGGUUCGUGCACUUUUUCAGGCCAAAGAUUCAAGGACUUUUCAAGGACUUUCCAGGACCCUACUUAGAAAUUUCAAGGACU
This is a messenger RNA of Stylophora pistillata, 2715 nucleotides long. RefSeq lists its product as uncharacterized. Gene Ontology annotation, molecular function: protein binding; ubiquitin protein ligase activity. Gene Ontology annotation, biological process: protein polyubiquitination; proteasome-mediated ubiquitin-dependent protein catabolic process. NCBI's taxonomy places the organism in Eukaryota, Metazoa, Cnidaria, Anthozoa, Scleractinia, Pocilloporidae. The record is from RefSeq and is a predicted model, not a curated record.